Molecule: messenger RNA, 723 nt
Organism: Aspergillus homomorphus CBS 101889
Lineage: Eukaryota; Fungi; Ascomycota; Eurotiomycetes; Eurotiales; Aspergillaceae
Exons: 2
Coding region: 134-577 (147 amino acids)
Source: RefSeq, a predicted model, not a curated record
UUUAUAUGCCACUUGUUAACACAUAGCUCCUUUUUAUGUUCUUCUCACGUGUGUAAUCUGUACUCUCCACGAGAGCUUGGCUGGCUGCUUCUUUGGUUGAUUUCCCCGCGGGGUUGCACUCAUGAUGUACUGAAUGGAAAAAAAACGUUUGAUCUUUUGUGUUUCUGCCCCUUUUGCUCUUUUUCUCCUCUCAUGGGUUACGACAUAUGCCGAUGUCCUUCAACUGAUACUUGAUGGCUUCCCUCGCGGAUUUUCUUUUAUCUCCCUUUGCCCUCAACUCGGUGUCUGGUCCAUGGAAAACCCUUCUCGCUUGAACCCAUGCUCUUAUCGACCUUGCAUACCUUUCGCUUCCUGUACUACUUCUUUCUUGGGGUUUGGCUGGGGACAUCAUUUAUGCAAUCUGGCUGGAUUAGGACACAGGACGGGGAUUCGAGAAUGCAAUGAAUUGAAUUGGGACGGCGUUUGUCACCGGGGAUCUGAUCUGAUGUAUGAAGUAACUGGGCAACGACGGUUAACGCAUCUGAGUCCCGUACUAGCGAGGUGGUUGCUUUGCUGGGUAGCUCAUUUCCGAGAUUGAUCUGGCAUCGCCAUCUACUGUAUGGAAGUUACAGAAGUCAUCACAUCGUAUGGUCUCGACACGAAGCCAUGUGCAACAUUUCCGUUUGGAUCAUGUGAUGAUAGUGAUGAUGUGUUCAGUGGGAGGUCUCCAGUCCGGAUAUAUUG